GCUUCUAUUUCCUUCACGGAUCAAUCGACCCGAGCGCGUUCACGGGGCAAGUGGUAUGUACCCUUCGGUUGAUUAAAAGUGUAUUAUUCAUCUUUCCAAGCACCCGCGAAUGAGAAGUGAAGCGGAUCAACAAGCAUCUUAGCCGUGCGGAGCGGAAGUGAUCAAUCGCAGUGUGUGGAAUUAUCGCAGUACAGUUUUCCCUCACGAUAGAGUUGGCGGAAAUUUGGGAGAUAGCAGUAGUUUCCAUCGAAGCAAAUAUUUAACCAAAGUGUUUGUGAGUGAGUUUAUCGAGUGCACGAAAAGACGCAUGAGAUUGAAAGUUGUUUGGAUUUUUCGCAAGGUGUGAAGUGAAAGAUCGGGGUAUAAUUAGCAUAGAAGAGAGAGGGAGAGGAAGAGAAAUUUUAGCUAAUUGCAAGUGCUGGAAUUGAAACGUGCUACAUAGUGGCCUCGCAUUAGCAGCAAAUCGAAAUGAAUACCCAUUUACAAGGAUCGACCCCAAGGUCUCCCGCACCGUCACCGGAUCCUGACGUUGACGAGGGUAGUUCCAAAAAACAAGCUACAAGAGUUUUUAAAAAAAGUUCUUCGAAUGGCAAAAUUACGGUCUACUUGGGAAAGCGUGACUUCGUCGACCACAUCACACAUGUCGAUCCGAUAGAUGGUGUCGUGCUGAUAGAUCCCGAAUAUGUGAAGGAUAGGAAAGUUUUUGGGCACGUCCUGGCGGCCUUCCGGUACGGGCGUGAAGAUUUGGACGUGUUGGGACUAACCUUCCGAAAGGACCUUUACCUAGCAUCGGAACAGAUCUACCCACCGCUGGAAACGGACCGAUCGCUCACCCGCCUACAGGAGCGUCUGAUUCGCAAACUCGGCGCUAACGCGUAUCCCUUCUACUUCGAGGUGCCGCCGCACUGUCCGGCCUCCGUUUCGCUGCAGCCGGCCCCGGGCGACACCGGCAAGCCGUGCGGCGUGGACUAUGAGCUGAAGGCCUUCGUCGGCGAGACGCAGGAGGACAAACCGCACAAACGAAACUCGGUCCGGUUAGCGAUAAGGAAAAUCAUGUACGCUCCCUCGAAGCUGGGCGAGCAGCCGUCGAUCGAGGUCAGCAAAGAGUACAUACUGAAACCAAAUAAAAUUCACCUGGAGGCGAGUCUGGACAAGGAGCUUUAUCACCACGGCGAAAGCCUGGCGGUGAAUGUACAUAUAGCGAAUAAUUCAAGUAAAACAGUUAAGAAAAUUAAAGUGUCAGUCCGACAGUUUGCGGAUAUCUGUCUCUUCUCUACGGCGCAGUACAAGUGCACAGUUGCAGAGGUGGAAUCCGAAGACGGAUGUCAGGUCGCACCCGGUUUCACGCUAUCGAAAGUGUUUACGCUGACGCCACUGCUGGCCAAUAACAAAGACAAGUGGGGCCUGGCACUUGACGGGCAGCUGAAGCACGAGGACACCAAUCUGGCCUCGAGCACGCUGUCUCGCACGCUGGUCGACGGAAAAUAUAGAAUUGCUGAUCCGACACAAAGAGAAAAUCUAGGCAUCAUCGUGCAGUAUAAGGUGAAGGUCAAGCUGUGCAUCACGCCGUUGGGCGGGGAUUUGGUAGCAGAAUUGCCAUUCAUACUCAUGCACCCGAAGCCGGAUGACGAUGAGCCCGUGAUAGGGGACCGCUCACCUGGCCGAACGGUGAAUAGUGCCGACCGGAAACACUCCUAUCAACCCGGUCACGAAAUAGGUUCGAACAGUAAUAACGGGGACGCGAGCGCAGUGAAGGAGGACGGGCCAAAUCUAAUCCAGCUGGAUGGCGACGACAACUGUCAAGACGACGAUAUUAUAUUUGAAGAUUUCGCCCGAUUGCGCUUAAAAGGUGCCGAAACGGAAGCUUAAAACUGCUGUGACGACAACUUCGGCUACAACUCUGCUACUUGUAGUGCUAGCACAAAGAUGUGCGAGAACGUUUGCCCGGUCGAAAUAUACCUCUGCCGCGGCCUCAGACCAUCAUCAGUACUGUACAGCGAUUGUUAACAGAGGGUGUGUGCUGAGGAGGUUUUCGCGAACUCCUCAAAAACCAUGUUGGCGCCCCAUUACACACACACACACACAAUGCAACUCAAGCUACGCCAAAGUGUGGGCUCUGGAUGAUUUCGAAUUGAUUGGCUGGGUCCUUCCUACUCCACACGCACACACACACACGCGGUAAUGUUUAAACCCAUUGGUUAGGGGUCAUUCCGAGCAGCGAGCAAAUUGUGUCACACAAACGUAAGGACCAACGUCUUUAUAAGUUUUCCGGUGAUUUUCCGAACCGGAGAAAGAGGAACAAAAUCACGCUAAUCGAGCAUAGAUAAGCUAUUGUUAAAGUUUAUUCUGCAACAGCAUCUAGCUAUUCAAUUUCCAAGCAACUUCCAUCUUACACAAACUCGGUAGGUUUAUUUACUGGAGCUGCAUGGUAUUAUAAAGAACUAUAGACACCACGACGAUGACGAUAAAAAGCAAAUACAAAGCGUAGUACAGUGUCGUACGUUCGUCUGAAAGGAUAAGCUCUUCUGUUUUUAAACUGCGUUCGCGUUGAAUGUAAGUUUCAGAUUUUAAGGUUCAUGGACCACAAAUACGCGCUUUAGUACUGUACUGUGCGCAUCAACACCACUCCUUUGUGCCCCGUCGCUUCUUUCCUCAAUCAGCGUGUGCUAUACGCUAGCAUUUUUCUCCCUUCGCUAUAAAACAAUUGCAAAUCACUUACCGCCGAUCGGGUAGAUCGGCAAAAACAAACGUCUCAAUACGCAAUACGGCUACCGAUAGUUUUACACAACUACCGCCAUCGAAAUUCAAAUGUGUAUCCCUUGCCGUUUGGUAAGCAUGAUACAUCCCCGAAAAUUGCAUUUAUUAUAGCGACAAGAAAUUGAAGGAAGCAGAUCAAAUCAUAAAUAAAUGUUAUUUGUAAUUCACGAAGAGAAAACACGUAGUUCCAUGUGGUUAUCGUGCAAUCGUCACAUAGUCAGCGGUGUACACUUGGUAUUUGGUAUAUGGUCUUAUUUCAUCGUACGGCUCUGUGAAAGUAUAGCCAGAUGUACAAGUAAGAUGAUUUCCAGAGGCACAAGUUACACAAACCAAUUUUACUUAUGGUGUUUUUAAAUGUUCGAUGUUUGAUUUUAUCUUUUUUCGCUUAACUCUGUUCGUAUUAUCGUUUAUUUUAUGUUUCUCUUUUUUUUAUUAUUAUUUACGCAACCGGUAUAUCUACUUCGUUGUAGAGAUAAUCGCACAACACAAAAAAGCAAGUAUUUAUUGGAACAUGUUAGGUAGAAGUUUAAUAUAAGGGACUAGUAAACAACUCUCCCCCAUAACAAAUACAUAGUGCACUCUCAAGCAUAAAAUCGUUACAUGAGUGUAAAGUGGAGCGAAGUAGCUUUAAUAAAAAGUAUUGUAAACAGAGGAAACAUAAGGGGCACGGUCUUCAAGCGCGACGCGCUUCCGUUUCAAUUUGUUAUCAGUGUUUUUGAAUGUCAUCAGCAUUAAACGUAAGACAGAUGCAACCGAACUACGCAUUUAGGUUUUUUUUCAGUCGCCUCCAGCUUGGAAUUAUUAUUUUCUAGUUAACUUAACUAGUACGUUUACAUACGAUAUGAUUGGACCUUAUUAUGCUGACGCCCUGGGUUCCCAGUACUUUGCAUCAAAAGUUGCAAUAAAAAUAUUCAUUCCAAUGCUUCUGCCCUCACUUCGAGCGUACAUCUAAGCGUGCAUUUAUUACGUGUAAAGACAAGUUCUCUGCCUUAUUCAUUCGUGUUUUGAUCGUUUCGAUGUUCCUUCCAACUCACAGAUUCCCCCACGUGCAACAAAAAGGCGCGUAGAUGUUCUUAGCAAAAGAAAAUAGGAACAGCAUAAGUAGAGCAGAAGAGU
Messenger RNA from Anopheles coustani, 3873 nucleotides. RefSeq names its product arrestin red cell (gene krz). Gene Ontology annotation, biological process: G protein-coupled receptor internalization; signal transduction. Gene Ontology annotation, cellular component: cytoplasm. The record is from RefSeq and is a predicted model, not a curated record. NCBI's taxonomy places the organism in Eukaryota, Metazoa, Arthropoda, Insecta, Diptera, Culicidae. Gene Ontology annotation, molecular function: G protein-coupled receptor binding. Bases 469 to 1869 code for a protein of 466 amino acids. The transcript is spliced from 11 exons.